Molecule: messenger RNA, 3356 nt
Organism: Stegastes partitus (bicolor damselfish)
Lineage: Eukaryota; Metazoa; Chordata; Actinopteri; Pomacentridae
Gene: usp16
Product: ubiquitin specific peptidase 16
Exons: 18
Coding region: 274-2805 (843 amino acids)
Biological process (GO): regulation of gene expression; regulation of cell cycle; protein deubiquitination
Cellular component (GO): cytosol; nucleus
Molecular function (GO): zinc ion binding; cysteine-type deubiquitinase activity
Source: RefSeq, a predicted model, not a curated record
ACUGAGCAGCAGAAACAGUGGCAGCAUCACAUUUUGUUCCUCUCUUUGCAUGUGUCAACUGGGAUUUCUUUUUUUAUUUAUUUUUUGCCAAAUCAGCGGAGUGAUUUUUGUAAAUUUUAAACUUCGUAAACGUAUUUUCUAACCCGAACGCUUCCAUUUUCUGACUAUAGCCAGGAAUGUAAAGUCAUUAUGGCCGGAUUAGAGCUUUCAUUUAGACAAAGUAAACGAAACUGAACACCGGGGAUGUUUUAGGAUUCGUUUCUGACAGUGAAAAUGGGAAAGAAAAGGGGGAAGGACAAGAGCUCCAGAGAGGAGGAUGAGAUUGACCUGACAGGUCCAUCGUGCAGACAUAUUAAGAAAGGAACAGACCAAACUCUUCUCAAGAAACUUUCAGGCAAUGUUGAUUGGACAAGCUGUCAGGAUUGCAAGCAUGAAGAAAAUAAAGAAAACAUCAGCACCUCUCAGCCGGAGGAGUCUGAAGAGGAAAAAGAAACAGCAGGAAUGUGGAUGUGCUUGAAGUGCGGCCAUAGAGGAUGUGGACGAAAUUCUGAGAACCAGCAUGCCAUUAAACAUUAUGAAACUCCACGGUCGGAUCCACAUUGCCUGGUGAUCAGUUUGGACAACUGGAGUGUCUGGUGUUACAUAUGUGAUGAUGAGGUCCAGUACUCCAGAACGGGUCAUUUGGCUCAGCUGGUGACCAACUUGAAAAAGCAAACGUCUACUGAGCCAAUAAAAAGAGCACCAAAAAAUGUAGAAGAGAAAAAGGACAAUGACUUGUUGGAAGCUGUACAGAAGACAGACACCAUAAAACCAGAGGAAAAUGAGGACAAGGAAAACAAGGAUCACCAAAAGAAAAACAUAAAGAAAGAGGGUGCUGGGAAAUCACAAAAGCACAGCACAAAUGAAGAAAAGUCUGGUGGUGUCUCAGUAAAGGGACUGAGCAACCUUGGAAACACUUGUUUCUUUAAUGCAGUUAUUCAGAACCUCUCCCAAACACAGCUCUUAAGAGAGACUCUCAACAAAGUGACUGAAGAGAAAAUGAGUCUUAACAUUAAACCUGGUGACUCUUCAGAUCUGGAGCCUAUUGUAGUGCAGUUAGACCAGCCUGGAUCCCUGACUUUGGCUAUGUGUCAACUUCUCAAUGAGAUCCAAGAAUCCAAGAAGAGUGUUGUAACACCGCGGGACUUGUUCACACAAGUUUGUAAGAAGGCUGCCAGGUUCAAAGGAUUUCAGCAGCAAGACAGCCAGGAGCUGCUGCGCUACCUGCUGGAUGGAAUGAGAGCUGAGGAGCUUAAAAGAGUAAGCUCGGGGAUAACGGAUGCAUUAAAACAAUCUAGAAAAGGUUUGGAUGGAGAGCAGCUGAAGACACUAGUGAAGGAAUAUGAGAAAAAUGGAGUUCUUAAAAACCUGGUUGACCAAGUUUUUGGUGGGGAGACGACCAGCACCAUAAUGUGUCAGCAGUGCAAAACGGUGUCCGUUGUCACAGAGAUGUUUUUGGAUCUUUCCCUUCCUGUUUCUGAUGAGGCGUACAGAAAGAAGAAUCCAAAAAAAGCAGUUCAAAAGACGAGUGAGGUGAGCCAGGAUGGCAGAAACAGCCCCGCUUUGACCAGUGGAAACGAUGACGUUUCCUCUGGGACUGGCAGCAAGUACCAACAGAAGAAAGCCAAGAAGCAGGCAAAGAAGCAAGCAAAGCAUCAAAAAAGGCAGCAGAAGCUUGAGGGCAGAGUCACUUUGGACAGUCUCACAUCUCACACAGACAGUGAACAGACAGAUGCUGCCACAGAUCUGAAGGAAAAUGCUGACAAUGAAACACAGGAAGAACAAAAUCCUGCCCCAGUCAGUGAGUGUGAGCAGGAUCAGAAGACCCUUGACACGAUCCAGGUGGAGGUGGAAAAAGAAGAAGAAGAUGAGGAUUCAGUGACUGACAACAACUCAUCAGACGUGUCGUCAGUCAGCAACCGUUUUACCAUCUUGUCAGAGGAGCAGCAGACAAAAGACGGCGCCUUGUGCGAUGAAAUAUCCAACAUGGAUCUGGAAGGAGAUGAGAACACACAGCUGGUGAAUGAAAUGGAGAGCGUGACCCUGGAUGAUGCCUUCAUAGAAGACUCUGAUGUUAUGGAACGAAGCGUGGUGUCUGAAGAAGAAGGGCAGGAAGCUAAAGAAUACACAGUGUUAAACCAAGACCCGGAGUUGGCGUUCUGCACACUGGCUACACGGACACCCCCAGAGAAACAGGAAUGCUCGGUGCAGUCGUCUCUUUUUCAGUUCACAGAAGUAGAAACCCUCACGCAGAACAACAGCCUGCUCUGCGUCACUUGCACUAAACAGCAGCUGAAGAAAGACACGGCUGGAGGAUCUAAGAAGAAUAUCUACACUGAUGCCUUGAAACAAAUGCUGAUUUCCUCUCCACCACCAGUCCUUACCCUUCAUUUGAAGAGAUUUCAACAGAAUGGAUACAGCAUUUGUAAAGUGAACAGACAUGUCAACUUCCCUCUGAUACUGGAUCUUGCUCCUUUCUGUGCAGUCAGAUGCAAGAAUAUAACAGAGGGAGAUACUCAGAUUUUGUACAGUUUGUACGGUAUUGUAGAGCACAGUGGAACGAUGAGGUCUGGUCAUUACACGGCCUACGUGAAAGUACGCCCCGGGUGCCCCAAACUAUCGUCCAAUGGAGUUGCAGCAGAUGGAGAUGCAGAGCCACCUAGAGGGUCCUGGUUUCAUAUCAGCGAUACAAGCGUUCAGCCUGUGAGCGAGAGUAAAGUCCAGAGCUGCCAAGCCUACCUCCUUUUCUACGAGAGGAUCCUUUAACUGAACCGUGCCUCAUUACUCAGGAAAUCCAAAUAAACCAACUUGCUGCUUCAGCUCCAUCAUGUAAGCGUGUGAUGAAACGACACUGACUAUACGGAGGAUGUGUUGGACAGUGGUGGCAUAUUCGUCAAAGUGGUGCCACACUAUCCUAAACUGGACAUCUGUUUCUAACGCUCGUGGGAAUAUGGCAAGGUGUGCAAUCAAACUCAAGAUGGACGUUGAACUGAUUGUGUUGUGGGAUUUAAUAGUUUGAAAAGAUAAAUGAAAGUUUGGGAACAACAAAAAAAUGUCUAUUUUUUAAUCAAUAUCAUGUAAUUAAAUGCUUCAAAAUGAGAAGAGCUGUUCUGUGUGCUGGCUUACUGACACUUGUACUGAGCAUGCGCAGUCGGUGCCCGAUAGGUUUUCCUGGUCCACGCUGUCACAUGACGAGAGGGAAGUGUGGCUGUGGAUGGCCAUCUCUACCCACAAUUUACUGAUGGCAGUGUUAUCCAGCUAACAUGGCAGGUCAGUAAACAUCUGAGGUUUUUUUAAAUAAACUCUUUUAAAGUAAA